Molecule: messenger RNA, 1355 nt
Organism: Daldinia vernicosa
Lineage: Eukaryota; Fungi; Ascomycota; Sordariomycetes; Xylariales; Hypoxylaceae
Exons: 3
Coding region: 74-1207 (377 amino acids)
Source: RefSeq, a predicted model, not a curated record
CGAUCGGAGUGAUUGUUCGCCCGCUAUUUGCUGGUUACCUACGUAUACAAGGCGGAGCAAGCGUUAUAUUACAAUGGAAUCCGAAAGAUUGAAGCAGCUAGAACAGGCCGAAGAAGAAUUACGCCGACGGCGUGAACGCGGCAAGAUUGCACAGCGCGCAUUCCGGAAGCGCCAGAGUAACAAGUCACGAGAUAAGCGUAACGAGACCCAGAGGUUAAAAGAGGCCAUCUCAAAAAUUGUCCGGGUAGUCCGACAUGACGAUCGCCCGGAGCUGGUCAAAGCGAUCCAGGAAGCUGCUGGAGUGACCGGCUUAGACGAACAUAUUGUCGCCGAGCUUAUCGAUGAAGGAGGUAAUCAAACAAUGCGCAUUACGGGGUCGUCACAACCAUCACCUAGCUCGAGGGAUCUUUCAUCCGCAAACCUUGUGCCGUCGACCGGGUCGGGUACUAAUACACAAGGAAUACCUUCCAGUAUUGGUGCUCGAUCGGGUUGGAUCUUGAAGUCUCAGGACUCGACUCCGCUCGGAAGAGGAACUGACAUAGGAUGGAUGAGUACAAGAUUGGACUAUGGGUUAUGGUUUGACACAUCUCGAUUCAUACGGGUAGACAAACCCCCUUCGGACAUCAUUCCAUAUCUCGGAAAAGGGAUGAGCACCUUCGCCGGUCGGCUAUUUUGGGCUUGCGGCGAGCUUCUACUGGAACAGUGCCGGAGGGCCGAGCUAUACGCGCAUACAAAUCCCCGAGUAGCAAGGGAAGCGAGGGAAGUAAUCUGGAACAUGGUUCAGCACUCACCGCCUUUACACAAUGUACGAUAUAUCAUAGCACUGGCGGAGGCACGUCGCGAAUUCCGCGACCGUGGUUAUAUCGAAGGGAAUAAUCCCGCUGGUGAAAUCGAUUCGGCAUUUAUUCUGCAGGAACAAGUCAUGAACGACUAUAAAUCAAAGGGCCAGGACACCACUGGGUGGUUAUCUCCGAUGGCCGUCGAGCUAGAGCUUCGCAGAUGCCUAAGCCUCGAAUCAUCCAGGCAACUCGAUCGGGUGCUACAAAUCUGGGAUUCGAAUCAAGUAGAGCGCCCUCUACUAGAUAUGAUACAAUCCCUUAUUUGGAAAUUGGCGGCAAGUUAUAUUUGUUUUGGGGAUGGACCUCGCUGGCGUGUCGACCGUGUCUUGGCCUUGUUCAGUGGAAGUGUCCAGAAUGCACAUGCAUGAAAAGAUUCUAACCUAAGAAUUCCAUUCUUGAGUACCAAUAAGUCAGCGAUGCUACGGAAGUUGUCCGAGACAUACCCGACAACUUCCGACAAUUCAGCGUGGGAAUCUAGAGUACGAAUCUAGAGUGCGAAGAUGAGCUAUAGAAGAA